UCAGGAGCAAAUUUACGCCCCUUAUUAUCAUCACGUGAUAAUUUUCGGAAAGCGAUAUAAUUGCAGCACAGGUGCAGGUUUCCGGAUCGCCCGUGCCAAAACAAGAAAUAUCUGUACGAAGUUGAAGCACUGGUCAACAGAAUUCAUACAACUGAGUAUUAACAUCUGACAGCUAGUUGACCCAGCAAUUGACCUUUGACCUGGUAACCAUGGAUAUGCCUGGUGAGGGCUACAAGGAUGGUAAAAUCAGGAUCUCCCGCAAUACUGCCAUUCUGAUUGUCUGUACAUAUGGUAGUUCCCUCCUCCUUGUCGGUCUGCUGUGUGGGCUUCUACCUGCCGAUGAUCCGUCCUGCAAUAUAGUAGUGCCUGAACCUUCAGAGCCACCAAGUGAACCUGCAGUCACAACAAAACCCUUAAUGACAACAAAGGAUUCAGUGACCACUGAAAGUGCAGAACCUACCCACUCCCCAACAAGUGCUCCUAAACCUUGGGAGAGCCUUCGACUGCCAACAAGCUUGAAACCCUCCCAUUAUGAUAUCGAGCUCAGGAUUGACAUUGAUGACCAGCAGAGGUUUGAGGGCACCAUCAGCAUCAUCAUGGAGUGCCGCGAGAGCACUGACCUUCUCCUACUGCACAGUAAGGAGCUGGAAAUCGUGGAUGAUACUGGAUCAAUGACGGCAGUUGCUGACGGCUCCGACGUGCCUCUGAAGGGUGCUCCACGGUUGUACCCGGCCAACCAGUAUCUCAUUGUAGAGCUUGACGAGAUGCUUACUCCAGGACAAAAUUACACUUUCACCAUCAACUUCAAAGCACCACUUGAAGAUGGAUUGGUGGGACUGUACCGGAGUUCCUAUCAGGCGAGUGACGGGACGCCAAGGUACCUGGCAACCACAUUCUUUGCCCCUACUGACGCACGCAAGGCUUUUCCCUGCUUUGACGAACCUGCUAUGAAGGUCACUUUCAAUUUGACCUUGAUCCAUCAAGAUGGCUACCUCGCCCUUGGCAACAUGCCCAUCCUCAGCACAACUCCAGAGAUGACCGGAUGGACACGAUCUGUCUUUGACAAGAGCGUCCCGAUGUCCACAUAUCUGGUCUGUUUUGUGGUUUGUGACUUUGUUGCAAAGAACACCACAACCGGUAAUGAUGUCUUGCUAAGUGUAUGGGCACGGGAAGAUGCCAGCGAUUCAUUGGACUAUGCACUCGAGAAGGGUGCUCAAGUUUUGGACUUUUUUGAUGGCUACUUUGGAACAAAGUUUCCACUUCCAAAGAUGGAUAUGAUAGCUAUACCAGACUUUGCAGCUGGAGCCAUGGAGAACUGGGGUCUUAUCACUUACCGUGAGUCGGCUCUUCUCUAUACCCCUGGGGUAUCGUCAGCGAGUAACAAACAGAGGGUCUGUGCAAUCGUUGCUCAUGAACUUGCCCAUCAGUGGUUUGGUAACUUGGUUACACUAGAGUGGUGGGAUGAUACAUGGCUCAAUGAGGGCUUUGCUUCUUACGUCGAGUAUCUUGGAGCUGACGCAGCUGAACCAGAUUGGGGAAUGACAGAUCAGUUUGUUGCGGCCGAUUUCCAAACCGCUCUUGACGCUGAUGCCCUCAUCACUUCUCGGCCAAUCAUUGUUGACGUGGAAACACCUGACGAUAUCAAUCAACAGUUUGAUACCAUCUCCUAUAACAAGGGUGCCUCCAUUCUGAGGAUGUUACAGAACUUCUUAGGAGAGGAGACAUUCAAGAAAGGACUAGCGAAUUACCUCAAGGAGUUUGAAUAUUCUAACGCAAAGAACACCGAUUUAUGGAGAGUGUUGACUGAGGCUGCAGAAGAAGAUGGAAAAGAAGACAUAAAGGUUGAGGAUAUUAUGAGAACCUGGACAGAACAGAUGAACUAUCCUAGCAUCAAUGUGACUCGUGAUUAUACCACAGGGUUUACAGUUAGUCAGGAUCGGUUUCUUAUCAACCCCGGUGCUAAUGCAACAACAUAUUAUGAUGAUUUAGGAUACAUUUGGUAUGUCCCUUUUAAGUACACCACAAAUGAUACUCGAAACUACACUGAACCAAUGUUGGAGUGGAUUGAACCUAGUAUGGCGUCAGUGUCUGUUGCUUUUGAUGAUGGGACGGCAGCCGAUGACUGGCUUCUUGCUAAUGUGAAUGGCUAUGGGUUCUAUAGGGUGAACUAUGACACAGAGAACUGGGAACUUAUCAGUAAACAACUCACAGCAGAUCAUGAGGUUAUUCCCAUCUCCAGUCGAGCAGCUCUGAUCAGCGAUGCCUUUAGCCUUGCUGUGUCAGGUCAACUCAGUCAGGUCACGGCCUUUAACCUGACAUUUUACCUGGAGGACGAACGAGAGUAUGUUCCAUGGAGUGUUUUAAAUAGGGUCAUGGGGUACGUUGACCUCAUGCUCAGCAGGUCACCAGCAUAUGGAUUGUUUUCGACCUAUAUGAGACAACAAGUAGAACCCUUCUAUGAAUAUGUUGGUUGGAAUGACAGCGCUGGAUCCCAUCUUGAUCAACGAGGCCGUGUGAUAGCGAUUAGUCUUGCUUGUGGAUAUGGAAACGAAGACUGUGUAAACACUGCUAUAAAUUACUAUGCAACAUGGAUGAAUGAUUCAGACAACAAUCCAGUACCUCCAAAUCAGAAAUCUCGCGUGUACUGCACGGCCAUCUCUGCUGGGGGCCAAGAGGAAUGGGACUUUGCUUACAGAGAAUACCUCCGAACCCCCGUUGCCACAGAGAAGAACAUCCUUCUGGCGGGCAUGGGGUGCAGUAAGAAACCCUGGAUUCUCAAAUCGUACCUAGAUAUGAGCAUUGCCCCCAACGGGACGAUCAAGUCUCAGGAUGCGGAGAAUGUGGCAGGAUACGUUGCCUAUAAUCCUGUUGGUUAUGACCUUGCUUGGGACUUCUUCCGGGUCAACUGGGAUUUUUACAGAAAUGAAUAUGGCAGCAGUGUAUUCCAGUUCGCCGAUCUAAUUGAAUCAGUGACGGCACAUUUCAAUACAGAAUUUCAGUUACAAGAGCUCAUGGACUUUAUUGAGACUCACCCAGACCAAGGAACAGGUUCUAGAGCCUUUGCCCAGGCUGUGGACCAGACCAGGGCUAACAUCAGAUGGAUGGAGGACUAUGAAGAAGAAGUCAUGGAGUGGUUGGAGUGGGCUGUUUCUGCCUAACUUUAUGGAUUACAAUAUUGGGUAAUCCCUGCCUAACUAUGGAUCACAACAGUGGGUAUUCUCUGCCUAACUCUAUGGAUCACAAGAGUAUGCUGUAAUGGCUUUUUUUUCGCGUGUUUAUUUUGGUAUUAUUCAGUGUCCUCAUCAAUGAAUGUUUGUACAUAGUAGGGAGAACAGCACCAAAAUUUUUGAAAUUAAACCUUGCUUUUUCCAACAUUAAAAAAAAAAAAAACAUGAAAAGAUGAUAUGUGCUGAUGCAUUCUAUGUGCAGGCUUCCAUAGCCAACUCAAAAGGCCGUCAUAGCCAAAAUCAUCCUGUGUCAUAAUGUAAAUGAAAAGGCUGUCAAAGCUAUCACUGCCGGAAUCUAUUAUAAAGGCUUUCAUGACUUUACAAGAAAUACCUCCAUGUGGCCUAACUCUUAAGGUGUGUAGUACCCAUUCAAACUCCAUAUAAAAUGGAAUUGAAAAUAUAUGUACAGUGUAUGGAAAUGAAGUAUAUAUUUCUCAAAUAUGUA
This is a messenger RNA of Lytechinus variegatus (green sea urchin), 3672 nucleotides long. Its product is annotated as aminopeptidase N-like. The transcript has 20 exons. The coding region runs from base 210 to 3158 and encodes 982 amino acids. Gene Ontology annotation, cellular component: cytoplasm. Gene Ontology annotation, molecular function: zinc ion binding; metalloaminopeptidase activity; peptide binding. The record is from RefSeq and is a predicted model, not a curated record. Gene Ontology annotation, biological process: proteolysis; peptide catabolic process. Lineage: Eukaryota; Metazoa; Echinodermata; Echinoidea; Temnopleuroida; Toxopneustidae.